CAGACUGUGAAGUCCGACCGAGGUUCUCCCUGAAACAAAGCGACGGGUGAAGCAACAGAUGCUCGCAUCUGAGAAGAACACCUAAAAUCGAGUUGAUUGAAGGUUGUAAACUUCAUAUCUAGGGUUUACCCUAUUUCCAAAUCAGACGAUCGACUCCAAGGUUUGAAGAACUAGAAUCGAAGCUUGAUUUAAGUUUUGAUGUGAUGGAACCAACAGGAGAUUCUAAUAGUAGGUCACGGGACAUUGCUUCAUGGCCUAGCGCCGUUUCUCAUUACAUGUUGGAGUGUGUAUUGAAGCAGUACAAGAGUGGUAAGGGUGGAGAUAAUGGACUGAAAAAGGAGCAGUUCAUUGCAAUUGCCAACCAACUGAAGGAGAAAUUUUUUACUAGUUACGACUGUGAACAAGUGAGAAACCACUUCCGGAUUUGGAAGCAAAGGCUUAGAGCAUUGAGUGACCUACAGAAGCAAAGUGGAUUGGGUUGGAAUGCAUCUGAAUUGAGAUUUGAUGCUCCUCAACACUUCUGGAAUGAUUAUAGGAAAAAAGAACAAAAGUAUUGGAAGGAACAUAGUGUGCUCCCAAUUCACCUUGAAGUUGGAGCUUUGCUAAGGAAAGAGAUGGCAACUGGGAAUGAUUCAACAGUCCCCUCUGAAGCUGCCACUGAAGUUAUGAUGGACAUGACAGGUACUCAUGUUGAGGGAAUAGGGAACAAUGAUGGUGUUGACUAUGAACAUAUUGAAGAAGAAGAAAGUGUUCCUUCCACUCCCAUUGGUAGUACCAGCCGUUCGCGAGGAAGACCUCGUGGGUCCAUCAAUAGUGGCAGAGAAAAGAGGAAGAAGGGUGUAGCUGAAAAGGUGGUAAGUCCAUUGAAACAGAUUGCUAACUCAAUCGAGAAGAUGGGAGAGCGCUUCUUGAAGUUGAAAGGAAUUGGAGUUUUAGAAGAGUGUGAGAAGGGAUGCUUACACAAUAUUUACACUUGCAUUGGAUACGUUGGUGCUGGUAUUUGUUGGGAUGAAGAAUAA
Molecule: messenger RNA, 1019 nt
Organism: Macadamia integrifolia
Lineage: Eukaryota; Viridiplantae; Streptophyta; Magnoliopsida; Proteales; Proteaceae
Exons: 6
Coding region: 204-1019 (271 amino acids)
Source: RefSeq, a predicted model, not a curated record